GGGCUGGAAACCAGGGGAAGAAGCAACAAGCGAGCUGAAGACGGAAGGGAGGAAGCUGGGUCAGGUCAGGAUCUCUGUUCAGUUUUCCAUAGCCAGUGGAUCCCUGGAAGAGGCAGCUUCCCUGUGGCUGUUGGCAGGUGCUGCUUUGCAAGGUGGCAGACACUGUGGCCUCAGGGACCUCAGCAGCUAUGACUUCCUGCCCAGACUCGGAUAAUAGCUGGGUGCUUGCUGGUGCAGAGAGUCUGCCUGUGGAGACCCUGGGGCCAGAACCUGGGACAGACGCUGAGUCUCAGAGAGGCCCCCAGAUGCCUGGAAGCACCUCCCAGGCAGAUGGUGAAGAAUCAGCUGGGACCUCGGGCGGAGAAGAGAACUUCUUCCAGACAGAAAGCCCCCCUGCCGGUUCCACUGUGCCCAAGGACACUGGGGCUGAGCAGGCUGCUGUGGGCGGUGAUGGCCUUGGUGUGGAGCCCCCUGGCCCAGGAGACACAGUGCUCCAGGGAGCCUUGCAGGAGGCAGCAAGCCUAGGCACAGACACAAAUACACAAGACAUGGAGGACCAGGGCACCCUGCAGAGUCUGCCCUCCACCCCCAAAACAGCUUGGAUUCUGGAGGAGGGCCGCUGCUCCACCAGUGAGGAGGACACCGACGUGGACAUGGAGGGUCUGCGGAGACGUCGGGGCCGCCAACUCAGCCCGCCUCAGACAGUGACACCCUUGGGCGUGGAGGACCAGGCCAGGGGUGAGGGUGCCAGCGGGGAGCUGGGCAUCUCACUCAACAUGUGCCUCCUUGGGGCCCUGGUUCUGCUGGGCCUGGGAGUCCUCCUCUUCUCUGGUGGCCUCUCCGAGUCGGAGCCGGGGCCCAUGGAGGAAGCAGAGCUGCAGGUCUUCUCCGAUGCUGGCUCAGACCCUGACUUGGUGGGUGCCGUGGGGGAUGGGCAGGAUGGACUGAGGGAACAGCCGCAGGCCUCCGUUUCCACUGACAGUGUCCCCAGCCUGCAGAACAUGGGCCUUCUGCUGGACAGGCUGGCUAAGGAGAACCAGGAUAUCCGGCUGCUGCAGGCCCAGCUGCAGGCCCAGAAAGAAGAGCUUCAGAGCCUGAUGCAGCAGCCCAAAGGGCUGGAGGAGGAGAACGCCCGGCUCCGGGGGGCCUUGCAGCAGGGCGAGGCCUCCCAGCGGGCCCUUGAGUCAGAGUUGCAGCAGCUGAGGACCCGGCUCCAGGCACUGGGGGCUGACUGCACGCGGGGCCCCGAUGGGGCGUGCCUCAGCGGGGGCCACAGCCCACAGGGUGGCAAGGCCACCACGGAGCAAGGCCACCGGGGGCAGGACCCAGGGUCUGGCUUCCUAGAGGAGAAGGCGCAGCUGGAGGCAGAAGCCCAGGUGCUGAGGAGGGAGCUGCAGAGACAGCGGCAGCUGCUGAGCUCUGUGCAGCAGGACCUGCAGAGGAGCUUGCGGGACGCCCGCCAAGGGGACCCUGCUCACGCUGGCCUGGCCGAGCUGGGCCACAGACUGGCCCAGACUCUGAGGGGCCUGCAGAAAUGGGGCCAGGACCCGGGGGCCCCUGCCAAUGCCUCAGAGGCUUGGCAUCAGAAGCCCCAGAGGGUUGGCAAGGAGAAGUGGCGCGAUGGACAGAGGGUUGGGAAAGCUGAGCCCUGGAAGCACAGGAAGGAGUCCAGCUGGGAGAAGAGGAAGAGCUCCGGGGGUGAGGAUGGGGAGCCGGCAGGGAGCUGGAAGGAGGACAAACCGAGGGGGGAGAAGCGGGCCUGGAAGGACGGGAAAAGACAGGACCCCAAGGAACCCGCGUGGAAGAGCGGGAGUCACCACUCCGGAGAAAGGCAGGAGAGUCCCCGGGGGAGGGAGGGCGCUAAAGACAGUCAGGACCCCUGGCCCCAUUGGGAGGACCUGCUGAGGCGCAAGUACAAGGCACCCCAGGGCUGCUCAGGCGUGGCUGGAUGUGCCCGGCAGGAGGGCCUGGCCUUCUUCGGCUCCGAGCUGGCUCCCGUGCGGCAACAGGAGCUGGCCUCUGUGCUGAGGACAUAUCUUGAGCAGCUUCCCUGGGCCGGGCGGCUGGCCAAGGAACUGCCCCUCUCACCUGCCUACUUUGGUGAGGAUGGCCUCUUCCGGCAUGACCGCCUCCGCUUCCGGGAUUUCGUGGAUGCCUUGGAGGACAGCCUGGAGGAGUUGGCAGUGAGGUGGACAGGCGAUGACGAUGAGGUAGAUGACUUCGAGGACUUCAUCUUCAGCCACUUCUUGGGAGACAAGGCACUGAAGAGGAGGUCAGGGAAGAAGGACAAGCACUUUCGGAGCCCCAGACUUGUGGGGCCCAGGGAGGAGCACAGCCACCACCCCCAGCACUACCACCGAGGCUGAGCCCUGUGUGUGGGCCUGGCCUCAGCCUGGAGUACCUCACUGACUCCUGGCUUCAGCAGACCAUUCCACUGGCCUCUGGCUGGCUGGUGUCCUUGGGUGUCCUUCACAGAGGAGAGCAGCACCCAGCCCUGCACUGAGACCACUUUCUCUAGAAAAGGCCUUAUCUGGACCUGCCUGCUGUCUAUGCAAAUGUGUGCAAAUGCACAGGCCCCUGUGAGGGGUAUGGGAAGGGGCCCUGUUGGGGGUGGGGCAUUCGGAUUCUUAGAAAAGCCAGAGAGCCUUCACCCCACCCUGGCCCAGCGCCUCUGGAGACUGACUAGAAUCCCUGGCGGGAGGCCCAGCACCAGGGCUUGCUGUGGGGUUUGUUAGAUUUGGGAGCAGCUGUCUCCAGGGGCUGAAGUCCCUUUCCUCUGCCUCUCGCGUGGCCUGACUUUCCCUGUGAACUGUGGGCUCGUGGCAGAGCUGUCCGUGACUUGGGGCCACCGCACCCUGCGACCAGAGGGCCUGGCACUCAGCUUUUCUCCGUCUUUUCCCUGGAUGCCUUCCCCCAAGCUCAGGCCCUCCCUCGGGGCGGGGCCUUGCCCUGUGCCCACAGCUGGCUGCCUACACCCUGGGAAAGGUGACUGCACUGGCUUUGGAGUCUGAGCCUUGGGCCUACUUGGCGGAGUGAUCUUGGGCAAGUUAAUCUCUGAACCUUGGGCUCCUCAUCCUCAAAGAGGGACUGAAGGGUUGAAAAAGAGGUUAAAUAAAGCGAUGGCUGC
Molecule: messenger RNA, 3127 nt
Organism: Fukomys damarensis (Damara mole-rat)
Lineage: Eukaryota; Metazoa; Chordata; Mammalia; Rodentia; Bathyergidae
Gene: Pbxip1
Product: PBX homeobox interacting protein 1
Exons: 12
Coding region: 189-2366 (725 amino acids)
Source: RefSeq, a predicted model, not a curated record